AUGCCUGGCCCAUUAUAUCGAGACCCCUGGGGUGCGCGCGAAGCUUGGCGCAAAUCACCCAUCUUUUCCAACCGCGCCAUGUUCAGAAAUAUCCUCCCAGGCUUCGGCACAGCAGUCAUCGCCUUUUCGGCAUAUGUGAUUUACGACGAAUUGAUCGCUAAGAAGUCGGCACAUGGGCAUGGGGCGGCACACGGGUCGGGGCAUGGUGAGGGGUCGGCGGCGCACUAG
Messenger RNA from Dioszegia hungarica, 228 nucleotides. RefSeq names its product NADH-ubiquinone oxidoreductase B12 subunit family-domain-containing protein. Gene Ontology annotation, biological process: mitochondrial respiratory chain complex I assembly; electron transport chain. The transcript has 2 exons. NCBI's taxonomy places the organism in Eukaryota, Fungi, Basidiomycota, Tremellomycetes, Tremellales, Bulleribasidiaceae. The coding region runs from base 1 to 228 and encodes 75 amino acids. The record is from RefSeq and is a predicted model, not a curated record. Gene Ontology annotation, cellular component: mitochondrion.